Molecule: messenger RNA, 4298 nt
Organism: Brachypodium distachyon (stiff brome)
Lineage: Eukaryota; Viridiplantae; Streptophyta; Magnoliopsida; Poales; Poaceae
Product: structural maintenance of chromosomes protein 5
Exons: 24
Coding region: 27-2852 (941 amino acids)
Biological process (GO): double-strand break repair via homologous recombination
Cellular component (GO): Smc5-Smc6 complex
Molecular function (GO): ATP hydrolysis activity; ATP binding
Source: RefSeq, a predicted model, not a curated record
GCUCCCCACCCCACCCCACCCCACCCAUGGCGGCCUCCCGCUCCGCCAAGCGCCCCAAGAUCGCCCCCUCCUCCUCCGCCGCCGCGCCCCUGCGAGGGGACGACGACUACGUGCCGGGCAACAUCGUCGAGAUCGAGCUCUGCAACUUCAUGACCUACGACCGCCUCGUCUGCCGCCCCGGCCCGCGCCUCAACCUCGUCGUCGGCCCCAACGGCUCCGGCAAGAGCUCCCUCGUCUGCGCCAUCGCCCUCGCCCUCGCCGCCGACCCGGCCAUCCUCGGCCGGGCCGCCAGCGUCAAGGCCUUCGUCAAGAGGGGGGAGGACUCCGGCCACGUCAAGCUCACCCUCCGCGGGGACACCCCCGACCACAACAUCUGCAUCACCAGGAAGAUCGACAGCGAUAACAAGUCUGAAUGGCUGCUCGACGGUGCAUCUGUCCCCAAAAAGGAAGUCAUUGACGUUAUCAAGAAAUUCAAUAUCCAAGUCAACAACUUAACCCAGUUCUUGCCGCAAGAUCGGGUCUGCGAAUUUGCAAAGCUCAGUCCUAUCCAGCUCCUAGAAGAGACCGAGAAGGCCGUCGGUGAUCCUCAAUUACCUAUUCAGCAUCGCCAGCUUAUACAAAGGAGCAGAGAGUUGAGGGAUCUAGAAGUGACUGUAAAGUCAAAGGAGCACACCUUGAAUAAUCUAAAGGCCCUCAACGCCGAACAAGAAAAGGACGUCGAACGUGUCCGGCAAAGAGAUAAACUGCUGAAAAAGGCUGAGGUAAUGAAGAAGAAAUUGCCAUGGCUGAAAUACGACAUGAAGAAGAGGGAAUUCAUACAAGUACAGGAGGAGGAGAAGAGUAAGAAGAAGAUAAUGGAAGAAGCAGCCAAAAUCUGGGAGGAUGCAAAAGCCCCUAUUGAAGGGCUCAAGAAAGAGAAAACUACUCAUGUUUCAAGUACAAAGAAGAUAACCAAUCAGAUAAAUCAAAAUGCGAGCAAGCGUCGGGAAAUUACCGAGGAGGAGCUAAAGCUGGCUACACGAUUGAAAACCACGUUUGAUAGCAUAGAAGAGCUGAAAAGGCAAGAAAAAUCUCGGCAACAAAGGAUGUCGAAGGCUAAGGAAGAUCUUGCUGCAGCUGAAAGGGAAUUUCAAGAUGUACAACCAUACGAACCACCUAGAGCCGAAAUGGCACAACUAACAGAGCAAAUUGCCACACUAAGUUGUGAAAUAAACGAACUCAAAUUGAGACGAAAGGCCAAGGAGUCUCAGUUAGGUCAACAGAAGGAAAUUCUCAGAAAAUGUUCUGAUAGGUUGAAGCAAAUGGAAACUAAGACCAAUAAGUUACUCCAAGCAUUGAGAAAUAUUGGUGCUGAGAGAAUCAAUGAAGCAUACAACUGGGUGCAAGAUAACAAAAAUGUGUUCAGGGGAGAAGUCUAUGGGCCUGUUCUCCUUGAGAUUAAUGUUCAGAAUAAGACUCAUGCUUCUUACUUGGAAAACCAUGUUCCGAACUAUGUAUGGAAGUCAUUUGUUACUCAGGAUGCUUCCGACCGUGACCUCUUGGUUAGACAACUGAAGCAAUAUAAUAUUCCUGUUCUGAACUACACAGGGGACAACAGUAUCAUGAGUAGGCCAUUUGAGAUAACCCCGGAGAUGAAGCAACUUGGUAUCAAAUCACGACUUGAUCAAGAAUUCGAUGCUCCUCCUGCUGUGAAAAAUGUUUUGAUUACUCAGGCUUCAGUGGAUAAUUCAUAUAUAGGUACAGACCAAGCAGAUAAAAGAGCAGAUGAGGUGGCAGAUCUAGGUGUUCUUGACCUGUGGACUCCAAGUAACCAUUAUCGCUGGUCCAAGUCAAGAUAUGGCGGUCAUUUGUCAGGAUCUGUAGAUCCAGUGUACCCUUCUCGUCUUUUCAUGUGCCACUUGGAUGUUAGUGACAUUGAAAGACUUCGAUCUGAAAAUGAUGACCAUAUGAAAAUUGUUGAAGGCAUGGAGGAAGACCUAAAGAAGCUUCACAAAAAUCAGAGGGAACUAGAAGACAAAGAGGCAACAAUCCGCAAGCAAAAGGAAGGGAUUAUUGACAUGAUGAGGUCCCAAAAGAAGAGACGAGAAGAAAUGCAAAGGCGUGUCGAUAUUAGAAGAAGGACUCUGGAGGACAUAUAUAAAGAGGAAGAUGUGGAAUUUAGCACAAGAAAGCUUAUUGAUCAGCUGGCAAAUUUAAAUGAUAAUCGGUUUCGAGCAGUGAUAAAACUCAAGAAUUUGCUUGUUGAAGCUGUUGCUCUCAGAUAUUCUUCUACAGAAAAGAACAUGGCUUCUAUUGAGCUUGAUAUAAAGAUAUCGGAAAUGGAAAAGGAUGUCAAGAAACAUGAAAAGGAUGCUCUUCAAGCUGCCAGAGAAUAUGAAAUCCGUAAACAAAUCACUCAAGAGCAUAGACAUCAGCUGCUUAAAGCAAAACAGCAUGCAGAGUCAAUAUCUAUGAUCACGGAAGAGCUUGCGGCAAUGUUUCUUAAGAUGCCUACUACCAUAGAAGAACUGGAAGGUGCAAUACAAGAUACUGAAUCUGAAGCAAAUUCUAUGCUGUUUCUUAACCAAAAUGUUCUGCAGGAGUAUCAAAACCGCCAACGUGAGAUAGAAUCAAUAUUAACAAAACUAGAAGACGAUAAAGUAGAUUUUGAGAGAUGCCACUCGGACAUAGAAACCACAAAGGGUAAGUGGCUCCCAACUUUGCGGAGUCUUGUUUCAAAAAUAAAUGACACCUUUAGUCGCAACUUUCAAGAAAUGGCUGUUGCUGGAGAAGUUUCACUCGAUGAGCAUGGUCUUGAUUUUAGUCAAUAUGGUAUUCUUAUAAAGGUGAAGUUUAGGAACAACCAUCCCUAGUUUUGAAAACCAGACCGGACCAGCGGUUGAACCGGAAAAAACCAGAACCGGCAGCUUUCGCGGUCUGUUAAGCGCACUGGACCGGACGGGCCACCGGAAUGGUAAAAACAAACUGAACCGGGCGGUUUUGUGGAAAACCGGUGAACCGGCCGGUUUGGCUUGGGCCGCCCUGUUUGACUCCUGUUCGGAAGAUACCAAGGGUUCGUAGAGAGAGAGCAAGAGAUGGUGACGGCCAACGGGCCAGACCGCCAGGAAAGAGACAGGAGGAGGAGAUGCGGCGCCGGCCGGAAAGAGAGAGAGGAGGAGAUGGCGGCGGCGGCCGGGAAAGAGAGAGAGGAGAUGGCGCCGCCCAGAGAGAGAGAGAGAGACGGAGAAAGAGAUCAAUCAAGAGAGAGACGGAGAAAGAGAUCAAUCAACUGGCGGCUAGGGUUAUGUACGAUGUAUCGUGGCUGGCCCAGUGGAUGCAUAUUGGGCUUGGACUAAAACUUAAAUGGGAGCACUUGCUUGCAUACGUGAGCCUGGGCUGACUUGGGCCGACUUGGGCCUGGUAUGUUUAUAUCUUAAAAACCAAACCGGUUCAACCGGUGAACCGGCGGUUCGACCGGAAAAACCUGAACCGAGAGCCUCGCCGGUUAGGUUGCCGGUCCGGUUUUCAAAACUAGGCAACCAUCUGAACAGCUUUGCACGACCAAGUCUCCACUUUCUUGCAUUUAGUGUUUCAUCUGGCCUCAGUCAGGAACUCUGGAACAACCAUCAGAACAGCUCGUGGUGUUCAGAGUUGUCUUCUACGCAAUGUCUUUUGCCAUUGUGUUCUUUUGUUUUAUGAUCACCUUUCUAGUGUGUUUUGUAACACCGGAGGUCUUAGUAAUUUGCUUAGUGGAGCCAACCUGUGGCCUUUUAUCUUAUGGUACUAGUGCAUGCCUUUUGUACCACAAUGAAGUAGGGUAGAAUAGAAGCAAUUCAGUACACAAAAAAAAAGCAAACUGUAUGUAUACAGUGAAGAAAAUGAUCUAUGUCUUCCUUUCUUUCUUUCCCUAUGUUGGUCAUUAGAGGUCUCUUUAGUCUUGACUUUUCUCUCCCCUAUCUUUUUUUUCUUAAUGCAGAUUUGCUCUUGUUUUACUGUUAAAUAAAUAAGUAAUUUCGUUAGCAGUUUUCGAUAGAAAUUAUGUUGUUCCGGUCACUAUGGUUCAGUUGAGUUAAAAUCUUAUACUCAUGAUUACCCGGAAAAAAGAACUUUAUAGCCAUGAUGAUUGAGUCUUAAUCUUAAGUUAAAUAAAAGACAACGAUUCUGUGAGUAAGAACCACUUGAUGAACAUUUGUUGAAUCAGUGUAAUGACUCACAACAUGGAGAGAAAGUUGUAACACAAAAGAAUCUGAAAUUUAUGGAGCUCAACCAUGCAUGUUUCGGUUGGACCUUAUUUUGUGGCACUAUUUUCUUUCUUGUAA